AUGGAGAAGGAGAUGGAGAAGGAGAUGGAAAAGGGGGAGAAGGAGAUGGAGAUGGAGAUAAAGAAGGAGAUCGAGAAGAUGAAGAAGGAGAUGGAGAUGGAGAAGGAGAUGGAGAUAGACAUGGAGAAGAAAAUGGAGAAGGAGAAUGAGAUGGAGAAAGAGAUGAAGAAGGAGAUGGAGAUGGACAUGGAGAAGGAGAUGGAGAUGGAGAUGGAGAAAGAGAUGGAGAAGCAGACGGAGAAGGAGGAGAAGGAGCUGGAGAAGGAGGAGCUGGAAAAGGAGACGGAGAAGGAGAUGGAGAAAGAGAUGGAGAAGAUGGAGAAGGAGAUGGAGAUGGAGAAGGAGAUGGAGGAGAAGGAGAUAGAGAAGGAGGAAAAGGAUGAGAAGGAGAAGGAGAAGGAGGAGAAGGAGAUGGAGAAGAUGGAGAAGGAGAUGGAGACGGAGGUAGAGAUGGAGAUGGAGAAGGAGAUGGAGAAGGAGACGGAGAAGGAGAUGAACAUGGAGAAGGAUAUGAUGAAGGAGAUGGAGAUGGAGAAGGAGAUGGAGAUGGAGGAGAUGGAGAUAGAGGAGAACGAGAAGGAGAUGGAGAAGAUGGAAAAGGACAUGGAGAAGGAGAUGGAGAUGAAGAUAGAGAAGGAGAUGGUGAUGGAGAAUGAGAAGGAGAAAGAGAUGGAGAAGGAGAAGGAGAUGGAGAAGGAGAUGGAGAAGGAGAUGGAGAAGGAGUUUGAGGAGAUCGAGAUGAAGAUGGAGAAGAUGGAGAAGGAGAUGGAGAAGGAGAUGGGGAUGGAGAAUAUGGAGGAGAAGGAGAUGGAGAAAGAGAUGGAGAUGGAGAAGGAGAUGGAGAAGAUGGAGAAGGAGAUGGAGAAGGAAAAGGAGAUGGAGAAGGAGAUGAAGAUGGAGAAGGAAAGGAGGAAGGAGAUGGAGAUGGAGAAGAAGGAGAAGGAGAUGGAGAUGGAGAAGGAGAAGGAUAUAAAGAAGGAGAUGAAGAAGGAGAUAGAGAUGCAGAAGGAGAUGGAGAAGGAGAUGGAGAUGGAGAUGGAGAAGAUGGAGAUGGAGAUGGAGAAGAAGAUGGAGAAGAUGGAGAAGGAGAUGGAAAAGAUGGAGAAGGAGAAGGAGAUGGAGAAAGAGAUGGAGAAGGAGAUGGAGGAGAAGGAGAAGGAGGAGAAGGAGAAGGAAGGGAAGGAGAUGGAGAUGGAGAAGGAGAUGGAGAUGGAGAAGAUGGAGAAGGAGAUGGAGAUGGAGAUGGAGAUGGAAAUGGAGGAGAUGGAAAUGGAGAUGGAGAAGGAGAUGGAGAUGGAGCAUUAG
Messenger RNA from Rhipicephalus microplus (southern cattle tick), 1305 nucleotides. Its product is annotated as calponin homology domain-containing protein DDB_G0272472-like. The record is from RefSeq and is a predicted model, not a curated record. Lineage: Eukaryota; Metazoa; Arthropoda; Arachnida; Ixodida; Ixodidae.